AUGGCCCCCCGAGCGGCCCUCUUCUGGCUGCCACUAGUCGGCCUGCUUCCCUGGCAGCCAUGCGGCGGCUUGGUGCUGCACCCGCCCCACAAGCAUAAGAAGGUGAAGACUGAUGCCGCGCACCAGCCGUCGGGGAAGCCGCUGCGGCAGCCAAUCAGCAAGAUCUUCUACGUCAACAUGCCCCAAAGCACCGAGCGGCGCGAGGCGAUGGAGAAGGCGCUGUCCAGCAACUCGGACGGCGUGCCUUACGAGAGGUUCGAGGCAGUUACAGGGGUGCAGGCGCUUACCGAGUCGCCGUACAUCGACAUUAUCAAAACACAGAACACAUCUGCAGCCUUCCUCACUCCUAACAUGACUGUUCGUUUCGCAGGCAGCAUGGGGUGUUACAUGUCGCAUCGCUUCUUGCUGGAGAAGAUCAGCAAGUUGCCCGGUGACGAGGAUGCCAUCUACCUUGUGGUCGAAGACGACAUUGAUGUCAAGAAGGGAUGGAAGAAACGCCUGGCAUCACUCUGGCCUAAAAUACCGGCCGGUUGGGACCUUCUUAAGCUCGGGUAUGUAGGCACGGAGUGGCCUUGCGACGAAAUCGCAAAAGGGGUUUACAUUGCGAAGCUGGCAGGCGGUGCCAGCCGCAGCUUCGGUUGUUACCGGCAUUACCUUGGCACACAAACCUACGCAGUGACGAAGCGGAGCGCAGCCAGGAUUCUGCAGAUCUUGUACAACACGGAUGUACGGGACAUUGACACAAUCCUUUGCACGGGCCACCAGUGCGCCCGCCGCAUCCCAGGAAAGAAGACCCCAAACGUGUACACUCUCUUCGACAUGAAGCCACACUUCUGGACCUCACGGCCGACGCGCAGAAGAACAGCACCAUCGGCCAUGUCCACUGGAUGGGCACCAGCGCGGAGUGCUACGACUCGCUGGCCGGCAGGAACUGCCCGACGCUGA
Molecule: messenger RNA, 945 nt
Organism: Prorocentrum cordatum
Lineage: Eukaryota; Dinophyceae; Prorocentrales; Prorocentraceae
Source: the annotation of a GenBank genome assembly